Messenger RNA from Capra hircus (goat), 946 nucleotides. RefSeq names its product neurturin (gene NRTN). The record is from RefSeq and is a predicted model, not a curated record. NCBI's taxonomy places the organism in Eukaryota, Metazoa, Chordata, Mammalia, Artiodactyla, Bovidae.
CAGAAGGGGGGCCCGCAGAGGACAGGCGCGGGAGAAGGACUGGCCCCCAUGGACGGAGGUUGCGGGGGCGUCCAGGGACUCCCGGUAGACCGGUAGCUUCCCGCCUUGAGCCAAGAACAAGCGUGUGUAUGAGGGUGGGGUCAAGAGGCGACAGGUCCGCGCGUGGCAAGGGGGUCGGGAGGGCGAUGCAAGCGCCUCUUUAAGCUAGGAUCUGGCCAGGGGAGGGAUGGUCCCUGUCCGACGGGGCGGGCGCGCUUCUGCCUCCUCGGACCCCCUUGUAUGCUUCUGGAGAGGGGGUGGAAACAGGAGCAGCCGAACACCCCUCCUCAGCCUUUAGGUGGGCGAGACCCAGACACCCCUUCGGCCUUGUGCUCUACAAGGGGCCGCGGGGGACAACCGGAUCCCACGGACCCUGAGUGGGGGGCUGCCAUCGCGGCCCAGCUGCACGCAGAAGUAAACAUCUGUCAGUGGCGCGUUCCAGCCGCUUUCCCUGCGCGCCGCCGCCGCUGCAGCCGGGGACACGGUGUCCUCCGACAGACGACGGAGGCCGUGUGGCUGACCAUCCCGUGGACGCAGGCUGAGGAUGCAGCGCUGGAAGGCGGCGGCCCUGGCCUCGGUGCUCUGGAGCUCCGUGCUCUCCAUCUGGAUGUGUCGGGAGGGCCUGCUCCUCGGCCACCGCCUCGGACCUGCGCUGGCCCCGUUGCGCCGGCCGCCUCGCACCCUGGACGCCCGCAUUGCCCGUCUGGCCCAGUACCGUGCACUGCUGCAGGGCGCCCCGGACGCCGUGGAGCUUCGAGAACUGACGCCCUGGGCCGGGCUCCCUGGUCCGCGCCGUCGGCGGGGCCCGCGCGGCCGGCGCGCGCGCUGCGCGGUCGGGACACGGCCUUGCGGGCUGCGCGAGCGUCGAGUGCGCGUGAGCGAGCUGGAUGAGAAAUCGUUUCCAUGA